This is a messenger RNA of Papilio polytes (common Mormon), 576 nucleotides long. RefSeq lists its product as uncharacterized. The coding region runs from base 81 to 476 and encodes 131 amino acids. The record is from RefSeq and is a predicted model, not a curated record. Lineage: Eukaryota; Metazoa; Arthropoda; Insecta; Lepidoptera; Papilionidae. The transcript has 3 exons.
UUUUUAUUUCUGUGUGUGUACUGUACAGAUGCUAAGCAACUAUACAGGUUACUGUGUUUAUAUUUCAAUGAUUUGAAAUUAUGACUGAACCAUUUAAUUCCAGUGUGCCGGAACCUCGGAAAGUAGGGGUCUGGGCAGAAGGAACUCAUAUAGAGGCAAAAGAAUUUGUGAUACCCAAGAAAUCUCCAGACUCCAUCGACGAUAUACCUACUAUACCCGACCUGGAUGAUUUACAGGACGUUUUAGAGAAGGAAAUUUCUAUGCCACCCAUUGCCAACCAAAAAGAUGCAGAAACAGCGAACACAUUAGCGGAGGUUGGUGGUGGUGUGAGCGGCUCCAGUGAGGGUGUGGAGGCUGUUCUGGAUGUGCUCAUGUCAUAUGUGCCUCAAGUGGAGGAGUCAGACGCUGCAGACAUUGUGUGGACUGUGGACUCCUUGCUUAGCGAACUUGCUGAAGACAAUGAUGCUGGCAAUUAAUAACUUCAGUAUUUAAGACCAUAAAGUAAAGGUUGAUGUAUCUGCAUUUUUGUGUCUAUGGGCAACAUUUGCUUGCUCAUUUGUUAUAAGAUAUAAAAAA